AUGGCUUUCGCCACGAUCAACUCGUCAGCGCCGACCAGUAUUCCGGCGAUUGAGAACGCCUUUGCCGCCGAACCGGGCCUGAAGAAACGAGUUUACGAUGCGAUCGCACAUACCCCGCAACAUGCACCUCUCUUUGAAGACAUCGCUAAAUAUACAUCCAGCCUGCUGGACAGGACUGCAAACUCUUCCGCUCAGACUGUGGAGCUCGUCAGCGACGGCCCGGCCAUGAAGAAACGAAAGUUACAAAAUGGAGAUGCCCCGGCAAAUGCCCAAUCGCCAGGCGACCUGAAAGCGGACAUGCCCCUGCAAUUUUACAUGCAGGAUGUCUCCUUCGCCAUGCCCCAGCGCAAGAAGCUCACGCUCGAGAUCACCGCCCAGCACGGAUUCCUACGUGCGAGAAACCAGACAUCGAAGGAAGUGGAGUUUGGUGUACCGCUGGGGAAGAUACAGCAUGUCCUCUGCCUUCCCGUCCCGGAAAAGAACCAACGACAAUUCAAUUUCUGCAUUAUUCCCCAGUAUGGAGAUGGCGUCAACCCACCACCCGAAGGGGUGUCUGCUCCAGAGGCCAUGGUGUGGACCGUUGCCGAUGGGCCUCCCAAGGCAGCGUUCUCGGGAACUGGACAACAGCUUGGAACCGGGGAUGGCGAGACGGCGGACAAAGUCGUCCAACGGGUCUUGAACGACAACCUGUCGCAGACCAAGGUUGUGCGCCCGGAUGAGCGCCAGUUUGUGAGCGCGAUGCCCGAGGCCCAUCGGAAGGGGGAAAAGGCCUACCAUGUUAAGGCUUUCCGCGGGAGUAAAGAAGGUUAUCUUUUCCUUCUUUCUACGGGGAUUCUGUUUGGGUUCAAGAAACCGCUGGUCUUUUUCGCCUUUGAGAAUGUUGACUCAAUCUCAUACACGUCCGUGCUGCAGCGGACCUUCAAUCUCAACGUCGUGGCUCGAUCCACUGGCAGCGAUGAGACGCAGGAAUUCGAAUUUUCCAUGAUCGACCAGGCCGACUUCUCCGGCAUUGAUACGUAUAUCAAAAAGCACGGCCUGCAAGACGCCAGUCUUGCGGAGGCUCGGCGCGCGAAGCGAUACAAUGUCAAUAAUGUCAAGACGGAAGACGAUGCUACCGAAGGGGGCGCCGAAGAAGAAGAAAGUGAGUUACAGAAAGCCCAGCGCGAGCUUGAAGACCAAGAGGACGAGGAUGAGGACGAAGAGGAUUACGACCCUGGCAGUGAGAGCGACACCGACGGCAGCGGCUCUAGUAGCGACGAGGACGACGACGAGGAUCAGGAAGGUGGCAUGGAGGAUGAUGAGGAGGAGGAUGAGGAGGGAGAUGAUCGAGACAUCGUGGCGGAAGAACUGGGAAGCGAAGCAGAAGAUGUUCCGGCCGAUGAGUCGUGAGAGAAAGGACGGGAGGACGGAAGGACGGCCUUUUAUGACGACUGUUGCUGUAUGAAUAAAUGGAUGCUGCUACAGUCACACUAAGGGUCUCUGUGCUAUGAUGUGUAUCCAACAACCGCGUGGCCCAAGCAUUGUACCGGUGGGCGCCAUUCAGUUACACUACCAUACACCGGGGCCACUUGAAAGUGCGAUAUUCUUCCCCCCUCUCUUCUUUUCCUGGACUGCUCCGCCCCGGCCGUGCUCGUGCAUUGUCUAGCAUCC
Molecule: messenger RNA, 1650 nt
Organism: Aspergillus heteromorphus CBS 117.55
Lineage: Eukaryota; Fungi; Ascomycota; Eurotiomycetes; Eurotiales; Aspergillaceae
Gene: rtt106
Product: putative negative regulator of DNA transposition (Rtt106)
Exons: 4
Coding region: 1-1389 (462 amino acids)
Molecular function (GO): nucleosome binding; histone binding
Source: RefSeq, a predicted model, not a curated record